AUGGCUCCUGUGCUUUCAUUCAUUGUUGGCUCGCUGCUGGCUGUGAGGGCCUUCGCCGAGCCAUUCGAGAAGCUGUUCGAUGUUCCUGAGGGAUGGAAGCUUCAAGGCCCGGCAUCGAAUGCGCACAUGCUCAAACUGCAGAUCGCGCUCCAGCAAGGCGAUACUGCGGGCUUUGAGCAGACCGUCAUAGAUAUCUCCACUCCCUCUAACCCAAAGUACGGACAGCACUUUGAGUCCCAUGAGGAAAUGAAGCGUAUGCUUAUACCCAGCAAGGAGACCGUUUCUUCUGUCUCCUCAUGGCUCAAGUCUGCAGGUAUUGAGGAAUUCGAGAUAGAUGCGGACUGGGUGACCUUCAAGACCACUGUUGGUGUUGCCAACGAGCUGCUCGAAACUAAGUUCUCCUGGUUCGUCAGCGAGGAAGGCACACCUCGUAAAGUCCUCCGCACACUCGAGUACUCGGUUCCUGACGAGAUUGCCGACCACAUCAAUCUCGUUCAACCGACCACUCGGUUUGCUGCUGUCCGUACGAACCACGAGACAGAGCAUGAGAUCUAUGGAAUCGCGCUCGCCUCUUCUCCCAAUGUCACUGUCAACUGUGAUACGUCCAUCACUCCCCAGUGCCUGAAGCAGCUCUACAAGAUUGACUACACUCCCGAUCCCAAGAGUGGUAGCAAGGCCGCUUUCGCUUCCUACCUCGAGCAGUACGCUCGUUACAGUGACCUCACCCUGUUCGAGAAGAAUAUUCUUCCCGAUGCCGUGGGCCAGAACUUCUCCGUUAUUCAAUUUAACGGUGGGUUGAACGACCAGGACUCCAGCGACGAUAGUGGCGAAGCCAACUUGGAUUUGCAGUACAUGCUUGGUCUUGCUCAGCCCCUGCCUGUUACUGAGUACAGCACGGGUGGACGUGGCCCGUGGGUUGCUGAUCUCGAUCAGCCUGAUGAGGCUGAUAGCGCCAACGAGCCUUACCUCGAGUUUCUCCAAUCGGUGCUCAAGCUCCCACAGAAAGACCUUCCCCAGGUCAUCUCAACCUCAUACGGUGAGAACGAGCAAAGUGUGCCUAAGUCUUACGCCCUCAGCGUCUGCAACCUCUUUGCUCAGCUUGGUAGCCGUGGCGUCUCCGUCAUCUUCUCAUCUGGUGACUCAGGUACUGGCUCCGCCUGUCUCUCCAACGACGGCAAAAACACUACCAAGUUUCAGCCUCAGUACCCUGCUGCCUGCCCAUUCGUCACUUCUGUGGGCUCAACUCGUUACCUUAACGAGACUGCUACUUUCUUCUCUUCCGGUGGCUUCUCUGAUUACUGGAAGCGGCCCAGCUACCAGGAUGAUGCUGUGAAGGCGUACUUCCACCAACUCGGCCAGAAGAACAAGCCCUACUUUAACCGCCACGGUCGCGGAUUCCCUGAUGUCUCUGCCCAAGGUGUCGGAUACAGGGUUUACGACAAAGGUUCUCUUAAGGGAUACCAGGGUACUUCAUGCUCCGCCCCUGCAUUUGGCGGUAUCGUUGCUCUUCUCAAUGAUGCGCGCCUGAGGGCCAAGAAGCCUGCCCUUGGUUUCUUGAACCCCCUGCUGUAUUCCAACCCUGAUGCGCUCAACGACAUCACUCUGGGUGGUAGCACUGGAUGCGACGGGCAGGCGCGCUUUCACGGUAAGCCUAACGGUAGCCCUGUCAUUCCGUACGCGAGCUGGAACGCUACUACGGGAUGGGACCCAGUUUCUGGGUUGGGUACCCCAAACUUCCCUAAGUUGCUCAAGGCUGCUAUGCCUGCUAGAUAUAGGGCUUAG
Messenger RNA from Bipolaris victoriae FI3, 1782 nucleotides. RefSeq lists its product as hypothetical. Gene Ontology annotation, molecular function: tripeptidyl-peptidase activity; serine-type endopeptidase activity. The transcript is spliced from 2 exons. The coding region runs from base 1 to 1782 and encodes 593 amino acids. Gene Ontology annotation, biological process: proteolysis. The record is from RefSeq and is a predicted model, not a curated record. NCBI's taxonomy places the organism in Eukaryota, Fungi, Ascomycota, Dothideomycetes, Pleosporales, Pleosporaceae.